Messenger RNA from Prunus armeniaca (apricot), 3582 nucleotides. The record is from the annotation of a GenBank genome assembly. Lineage: Eukaryota; Viridiplantae; Streptophyta; Magnoliopsida; Rosales; Rosaceae.
AUGGCCAUAGAUAGCGGAACUAAGGAGCAGUCGCACAAGGAACAUAGGUCCAGGCAGUCGGGUUCCAAGGCCGACAAGAAGAAGCGUGACGCUUCUUCCCAAAGCGGCAAGAAGCAAAACCCAAAGGCAUUUGCUUUUAGCUCAACUGUGAAAGCCAAGCGUCUUCAAUCUCGCUCGGUCGAGAAAGAGCAGCGCAGGCUUCAUGUCCCAACCAUUGAUCGUUCCUAUGGCGAACAACCUCCAUAUGUUGUUCUGGUGCAUGGACCUCCCAAGGUUGGCAAGUCUUUGUUGAUUAAGUCUCUUGUGAAGCAUUAUACCAAGCAUAGUUUACCGGAGGUUCGAGGCCCAAUUACCAUUGUUUCAGGGAAGCAAAGGCGGGUGCAGUUUGUGGAGUGCCCAAAUGAUAUCAAUGGUAUGAUUGAUGCUGCAAAGUUUGCUGAUUUAGCACUACUUCUAAUUGACGGAAGCUAUGGUUUUGAAAUGGAGACAUUUGAAUUCCUGAACAUAUUGCAAGUUCAUGGCUUCCCAAAGGUUAUGGGAGUUCUUACUCACCUUGACAAGUUUAAAGAUGUAAAGAAAUUGAAGAAAACAAAGCAGCACCUCAAACAUCGUUUCUGGACUGAAAUAUAUGAUGGAGCUAAAUUGUUUUAUUUAUCUGGUCUCAUUCAUGGAAAGUAUGUCAAACGUGAAAUUCACAAUCUGGCACGUUUCAUAUCUGUUAUGAAGUUCCAUCCUUUAUCUUGGCGAACUGCUCAUCCUUAUGUUUUAGUAGAUCGUUUUGAAGAUGUCACUCCUCCUGAAAAAGUGCGUUUGAAUAAUAAAUGCGAUAGAAAUGUCACACUGUACGGUUAUUUGCGGGGCUGUAACAUGAAAAAAGGAACAAAGAUUCAUAUUGCUGGUGUUGGGGAUUACAGUUUAGCUGGUAUGACAGGCUUAGCUGAUCCUUGUCCCUUACCCUCAGCUGCCAAAAAGAAGGGACUGCGUGAUAAGGAAAAAUUGUUUUAUGCACCCAUGUCUGGACUUGGGGAUCUCCUGUAUGAUAAAGAUGCUGUCUAUAUAAACAUAAAUGACCACUUUGUCCAGUUUUCCAACAUUGAUGAAAAGGGUGAAGCAACAAAUGAAGGCAAGUGCCAAGAUGUGGGUGUGGCUUUGGUAAAAUCUCUUCAGAACACAAAAUAUUCAGUUGAUGAAAAGUUAGAGGAGAGCUUCAUUAAUCUAUUUAGUCGGAAGCCUAAUUUAUUGUCAAAGGCUCAAAGUGAUGGAAAAGAUACUGAUGAAUCUAGAGAACAUAUUGGUAGAAUAGAGUCUUUUGAGGAAUAUCAGUCUGGGGAAGCAACCAAAGGUGAAGGUUCUGCCGAAGAAGGUGAUGCGGAGGAUUUUGACGGUUCAGAAUCAGAAUCUUCAGAUAAGAAUGAAGCAGCUCAUAAAGAUGCAUCGGAUCACGAUGCUACUCUUAAAGAUCACCUGAAGGAACAUGUUGAGUUUCAUGAUGGAAGGUCAAGGAGAAAAGUUAUCUUUGGAAAUGACCUUGAUCGUAACAAUAUGGAGGAUUCAGAUUUAGAGGCUGAAGAUGACGGCAAUGACAACAAUGAGGAUGAUAUUCAUGCAUCUUCUGGUUCAGAGUCUUCAGAGGAAGAUGAAGAUAUUCAUGAAACAGAUGAUGAGAUGGGAAACAUUGCAAAGUGGAAAGAAUCUUUGGUAGAAAGGACUUCCUCAAGACAAAUUAUUAACCUUAUGCAACUUGUAUAUGGGAAAUCUACAUCGACACAAGCAACUUCUAUCAAUGAAGAACAUGAUGGUAGUGCAGAUGAUGAAAGUGAUGGAGAUGACUUUUUUAAGCCAAAAGGAGAAAGAAACAAGAAACAUGGAGGAAUAGAAGGCAGAAAUUGGAAUGUUGAGGACUGUUCCAAAUUCACAAAUUAUUCGAAUCUCAAAGACUGGAAAGAGGAAAAGCUUAGGGAGGGUAUUCGUGAUCGUUUUGUUACUGGUGAUUGGUCGAAAGCUUCUCAAAGAAAUCAAGCUGCUGAGGCUAAAGUUGAAGAUGAUGAUGCUGUGUAUGGUGACUUUGAAGAUUUAGAAACUGGGGAGAAGCAUGAUGGGAAUCAUUCCGAUGAUGCAAGCAAUGAUGCAAACCACAAGGAAGAUGAUUUGGCCAAAGAGGAGAGGAGGCUGAAAAAGCUUGCUCUUCCUGAGUCAUCUGAAGAGGAGCUUGAGAAUAAACACGAAGGCAAAUUUGGUAGAGAUCAAUCCAAAGAAAGUGGCUAUUUUGAUAAGCUGAAGGAUGAGAUUGAACUUCGGAAGCAAAUGAAUAUAGCUGAACUCAAUGACCUGGAUGAGGCCACCCGAUUAGAGAUAGAGGGUUUCCGGACAGGGACUUACCUAAGGUUGGAGGUUCAUGAUGUCCCUUAUGAGAUGGUUGAAUAUUUUGACCCCUGCCAUCCUAUUUUGGUUGGAGGAAUUGGUCUUGGUGAAGAAAAUGUCGGACACAUGCAGGCCAGGUUAAAGCGGCAUAGGUGGCACAAGAAAGUACUUAAGACUAGCGAUCCUAUUAUUGUUUCUAUCGGGUGGAGGCGGUACCAAACAAUACCUGUUUAUGCUAUUGAAGAUCGUAAUGGAAGGCAUCGCAUGCUUAAGUACACUCCUGAACACAUGCAUUGCCUUGCAAUGUUUUGGGGCCCUCUUGCCCCUCCUAAUACUGGUGUGGUUGCUUUCCAGAAUUUAUCAAACAAUCAGGUGCAGUUUAGGAUCACAGCAACUGCUGUUGUGCUUGAGUUCAACCACGCAUCACGAAUAGUGAAGAAACUCAAACUAGUUGGUCACCCCUGCAAGAUCUUCAAGAACACUGCACUUGUAAAAGAUAUGUUUACGUCAGAUCUUGAAAUAGCUCGAUUUGAAGGAGCUGCUGUUCGAACUGUCAGUGGCAUUCGGGGGCAGGUGAAAAAGGCUGCAAAAGAAGAAAUUGGUAACCAACCGAAAAAGAUGGGUGGACAACCAAAAGAAGGGAUAGCUAGGUGCACCUUUGAGGAUAAAAUUAAGAUGAGUGACAUUGUUUUUUUGCGUGCUUGGACCCAAGUUGAAGUUCCUCAGUUUUACAACCCAUUGACGACAUCACUGCAACCUCGUGAUAAGACCUGGCAAGGGAUGAAAACUACUGCUGAAUUGAGGAGAGAACAUAAUAUUCCUAUUCCUGUUAACAAAGAUUCACUGUACAAGCCCAUUGAAAGGAAGCUGAAGAAGUUCAACCCAUUGGUGAUUCCUAAGUCAUUGCAGGCUGCUUUACCAUUUGCUUCAAAGCCUAAGGAUAUACCCAGUAGAGGAAGGCCACUUCUUGAAAAUAGAAGAGCUGUUGUCAUGGAACCUCAUGAACGGAAAGUUCAUGCUCUUGUUCAACAUCUUCGAUUAAUUAGAAAUGAGAAGAUAAAGAAGCGCAAGCUAAAGGAUGAUAAAAAAAGGAAAGAAAUUGAAGUGCAGAAAGCCAAAGAAGAGCAAUUGUCGAAAAAGCGCCAGAGAGAAGAACGACGAGAGAGAUAUCGGGAGCAAGACAAACUGAAGAAAAAAAUCAGGAGAAAUGCAGAGGACUGA